UCCAGCCAAUGAGAGAGUGGAGUGUGCAAGGGGAGCUCAGGUGGGCGCGAGGUUUGCGCUAGAGUUUAUGUGCGUCUCGCGGAACGUUUGUUAUUCACGCCACAGUCGUGUGCGUCUCCUCCGUAUCAUGUCUCCCCGAGUUGGGCACGCGGCUGCGCUCGAAUGGGUAAAAGAGGGACGGGACGGUGGUGACUGAAGACUGGAGGGAGGCAUUGCCGUUUCGUGCUUGUGUGUUUAUUUGUUUGUUUUCGGGGGGCGCCGGUAUGGAAAUGAGCGUGCGCAACUCGCUUCCUGACGGCAAAGCGGACGGGCUCGGAAGCCGCAACGGCGAUACGACGGACAUCACGGUGUCGCUCUCGCACCCAGGCAAGCGGAUGAGCCCGAUCGAGGGCGGCAGUUUGUACCGCCUCAGAGACAGAAAGUUCCUGCUCGAGGACAAGCGGCGCCUUUGCGCGUGCGCGCUCGGAGCCGCUCUCCUCGGCAUCCUGCUCAUGAUUCUGCACGCCGAGCUCUGUCCCGCCGUUUACCUGCCGGGCUCCAUCUAUGCCCUCUGCAUAAACUGCCUCAUCAGCUUCUCCACUGGCUGUCUGCUCAUCCUUAUCAUUGCCUUCCAUUACAAAGACAUCCGGCUCUUCAUCAUAGACCACAACCAGGUGGACUGGCGCAUUGCCAUGACCACCAACCGUGUGCUUUGCAUUUCUCUGGAGCUUCUGGUCUGUGCCCUCCACCCAGUGGGCAUCUACUUGGGCCCCUUGACUUCAGCGACAAACUCUUCCUCCUCCUCCACUCUCCUCCCAGUUCCGACACCGCUGUGCCUCUGCAGCAGUCCCAUGGAGGCCUGGCUGGAGUUGGAGCUACUGCUAUCAGCACUGAUGUUCUUGCGCCUGUAUCUGGUACACCGGGCCAUUCUGCUUCACAGCAAGGUGCUGCUGAGUGCCUCUUACAGGAGCAUCGGCUCACUCAACAACAUCAACUUCACUUUCCGCUUCGUUCUCAAGGUACUCAUGAACAAGUACCCGGCACGCACGCUCCUGGUUUUUAUCAUGCUCUUCUGGUUUACCUCUGCCUGGAUGCUACGGCUGUGUGAAAGGCAGGCCCAGGUGGAGACGGGUGGUAUGGGUACAGCUCUCUGGCUCAUCGCUAUCACCUUCCUUACAGUAGGUUAUGGAGACGUGUCUCCCUCAACCACCUGUGGCAAAGUGGUCUGCCUCUUCGCAGGGGUCAUGGGUGUAGCGUGCACUGCUAUGUUAGUUGCAGUUGUGACGAAGAAGCUGGCACUGAACAAAGGAGAGAAACAUGUUCACUUUUUCAUGAUGGAUAUCCAGAUCUCUAAAGAGAUCCGCAAUGCUGCUGCAAAUGUGCUGAGGGAAUGCUGGCUUCUCCACCGCACCAUACAGGCCAGGGACAAGCACAGCGAACACCGACGCCACCAGAGAUGCUUGCUGGAGGCCAUCCGUAUAUUUCGUCACCUGCGGCUGAAGCAGAGAAAACUGAGGGACUACACAAGUGAGAUGGUGGACCUCUCCAAGAUGCAGAUGAUCAUGUGUGAUCUGAGUGCCAACUGGAACAACUCAUACCGAGAACUGGAGCAGCGCAUCAUCUCUAUGGAGCAGAAGCUGGAUGAGUUGGGCCAGUCGUUCCAGAGCACAUCCGAGCUGCUGAGCCAAGCACUGCAGCGCCGCCACCUUGUCCACAGGUGACGUGGCAUAUUUCUCCUACGAAACACUACAGCGGAGGCUCAGAUCAAAACUGCACAAAGCUACUUGGAUCAGCAUAAAUGGAGGACUUAUGAUUUAUUUUUCCACAGACCUCCGGGGCUGUAGUGGCUACAUGGACUUUUUUGUGAACAAAUUAUUGUGAAAACAGAUUAUUGCUGUUGAAUAUGGGACUAUGACAAAAAUCAAAUGUAUUUAUGACAAUAUUUAUGUGUAUCUAUAUCUGCAACACUGAAAAAACAAAAGGGAAGGGGUUCAGUGUUUGAUGCUUUGAAGGUUUAGUGAAACUGUGUUCCUAUUUAAAUUCCAUAUUGCUUUAAAAGUCAAAAUGGUCUUAAAGCUUUUGAGCCCACUCCAGCAGGUCCAGUUUAGGGCCAGUACAGUCCACUUAGGCCAAGUCUAUGACCAAGAACUGUUUUUAUUUCAUCAGUUAUCAUUAACUGAUUUUGCCCAGCUGUGUUUAUUCUUUAAAGAAUGCAUUAUUAAAACUGAGACUAAUGUUUUUGCUGUUUGAAAUCAUGUAAGAACGACAUCUGUCUGGAUAUCCUGUUUGCUUACCAUUUACUUCACUUAAAAUGUUGUAAAGCCACACAUUUCCUUCAAUGCACCAUGUUACACUUAUCAUUGACUCAGUUACUAUGGUCCUCUCUAAGUUUGUGGGUUGAACUCCAGGUAUGGCAUAAAAGCAAAUUUAAAUAAUGAUCAGCUUCCAAAAUUCUCUGUUUUCAAAUUCUAAAGGGAUUUAGGAAGGUUACUUCAGUGGCUUUCAUGUUUCAAGGAAAUGUAGUAGCUCCUUCCAGACAAUCCAUGUCUUCCAUUCAAUCCAUAUCUGAUUUAAAGUUUAAAAAAUUGAAAACAAUGAAUAAAAUACAGCAUUUUUUUUUUGUUUCAGGCAACAAUCUAGACUAACAUUUGAUGUUUUACAGCAUUGGCCUAUAUUCUGAAUUUUAGAUGAAUUUUACAGUUCUAGAACCUUCUAGAAAUGGCAGUGGCCAGGUUGAGUUAAAUUUGUUGAUGCCACAAUAUCACUGUAUUUAUAUAUGUAUAUAAAUGUAUGCAGUGGUCAAAUUGUAAGAAAAAAAAGUGUUGCCAAAUCUAGCUAGGGUAGUUUUGUGACCUAGUCUAAAAUAUACCUUACAGUAGUUAAAUUGCAAAUUCAAAUUGAAAUACACUUAACGUUUUGUGUUGCAAUUACAGGGUUGGAGGCUUUUUAAUGAUGUAAUAACCCUAACCCCCUGUGAAUUUUCUCAUUUUUUCUGACAGAAGAGCGAAGUAUUCAGGCUGCAGCCUAGACUUUGGAUUGUAGCCAUUAUUGAUAAAUAGAAAACCAGUUAUUAUUGCAAAAAUAUUUUGACUUAGUUCAGAGGAAAAUGGUCUGUUUAAUUUGCCAGGAAUUAGUUGCUGUAAUGAAGCAAUAUAACUGAUGUGUAAAUUUAUUUAAAAAUCCUUAAUUACACAGCACUAAUCAAACAGAACAAAAAGUACUUAAAACUAACAUGUUAAACCAGUCACAAGAAUUAAAAGCCAUAAUGGCAAUGGUAAUAAUGGCAAUUAAGCAUGGCAAUUUUUUUUUUAACUACUGACAGAUAAGCAGUAGCAUGUGGCUCUGUAUUCCCCCAUUUGGUGCCCAAGAUAAAAGUAAAGACACCCUUGUAUCAGUAGUAGCACUUUCAAUAAAUAACUAUGACUUAUAUUAGUAAAGAAUGCUAUAAUCCUGUCUGAGACAUAUAAUUUGACAAAACUGUUUUUCCAUAACUGUGGAAAUAAAAAUAGUUCUUGUAACCACAAA
Messenger RNA from Pangasianodon hypophthalmus (striped catfish), 3504 nucleotides. It is a transcript of the gene kcnn4, whose product is annotated as potassium intermediate/small conductance calcium-activated channel, subfamily N, member 4. Gene Ontology annotation, biological process: potassium ion transmembrane transport. The transcript is spliced from 9 exons. NCBI's taxonomy places the organism in Eukaryota, Metazoa, Chordata, Actinopteri, Siluriformes, Pangasiidae. Gene Ontology annotation, cellular component: neuronal cell body; neuron projection; plasma membrane. Gene Ontology annotation, molecular function: intermediate conductance calcium-activated potassium channel activity; small conductance calcium-activated potassium channel activity; calmodulin binding. The coding region runs from base 264 to 1700 and encodes 478 amino acids. The record is from RefSeq and is a predicted model, not a curated record.